UAAUUAAUUAAUCCCAUGUUGCUCUAAGCUUUUUCUGUUUAUUCUGUUCAAAAAAUGGAACCAGGAAUUCAGUGGCUUUUUCUUCUGAUUGUUUUUGUCCGACUUUACAUCGUAGCCGCGGGCACUAAUAGUGAUGAUGCUACUGCUCUAGCUCUUCUCAAGCGUGCGUGGAAGAACUUACCUCCCAAUUGGUCGGGCUCAGAUCCUUGUGGUCAUCACUGGGUAGGAAUUGAGUGCACGGAUUCACGAGUCACCUCGAUAAAAUUGGCAAGCAUUGGCUUGGUGGGGCAAGAGUUUAUUGGCAUCCCAUCCUUAACUGAAUUACAGACUUUGGAUCUAUCUUACAACGAGGGCCUGACAGGAUCUCUUCCAGAAUCAAUUGGGAAUUUAAAGAAGCUAGUAAACUUAGCCCUUGUUGGCUGUAAUUUCACUGGUCCAAUUCCUGACACAAUAGGAUAUCUACAACGGCUGUUCUAUUUGUUGUUUGACAGCAACAAUCUCACUGGUCCUAUCCCUUCAACCCUUGGGCUUGUGCAAUCUUUAGAAGUGAUACGUUUUGAUAACAAUUCCUUAAGUGGGAGUGUUCCGUCAACCCUCGACAAUCUCAAAAAUCUUAAAGAUCUGUAUUUGUCUUACAAUAACCUGAAUGACUCUUUGCCCUCCCUUAUUGGCAUGAGCAAUCUCAAAACCUUGGACUUGAGUAAUAAUAACUUCAGUGCCUUUGAGAUUCCUACAUGGUUUUCAUCUUUGCAAAACUUAACAACACUAAGGAUGGAAAACACUCAACUUCAAGGUCAAGUUCCUGUCAGCCUCUUUAGUCUUCCAAAUUUGCAGACUGUGGUUCUAAAAGGCAACCAGCUAAAUGGCACCUUGGAUAUAACCAAGGGAUUUAGCAACCAGCUAAGCCUCAUAGAUUUGCAGAAUAAUGCGAUUACUAAGUUCAAUGAAACAGAAGGAAACAACAUUCAGAUAACACUUGCUGGUAAUCCCAUUUGUGAAGAGACAGGAGAAACAAAAACUUACUGUGUAGUUCCACAAUCAAAUUCCACUUCCUUGUAUACUACCCCUCCCAGUCCCAGCAGCUGCCCACCUGCGACAUGCAGUUCAGACCAGGUUUCUAACCUCACAUGCAAAUGUGCAGAUCCAUAUACAGGAAUUCUCUAUUUUAGAGGAAUUUUCUUCUCAAACUUGCUGGACCAAACCAUAUAUACGGGUCUACAAGGAGAGCUGAUGCAGUUAUUCCAAUCCAAGAACCUUCCUGUUAAUUCAGUUUCACUAAGUAAUCUAACAAUGGAUGCUUCUAGAUAUUUUCCAUUAACCCUUAGUAUCUUUCCAAAUGGCCGAGAUAGUUUCAAUCGAACAGUGGUUUCUAUGAUUGCAUUUAUAUUUAGCAACCAACAUUUCAAGCCAACAGAUACUCUUUUUGGACCUUAUUAUUUCGGUGGCAAGGAUUACUACCACUUUCCAGACCCUAACUCCAAAAAAUCAACUACUGGCAUCAUUAUUGGGGCAGCUGUUGGUGGCUCUGUGCUUCUGCUACUUUCACUACUUGUAGGGGUAUAUGCUUUUCAUCAAAAGAAGAAGGCAGAAAGAGCAAGCCUAGAGAGCAACCCUUUUGCACACUGGGAUGUUAACAAAAGCUAUGGAAGCAUUCCUCAGUUAAAAAGUGCAAGAUGUUUCUCUUUUGAAGAGCUUAAGAAAUAUACAAAUAACUUUUCAGAGGCCAGUGAUAUUGGAUCCGGGGGUUAUGGAAAGGUUUAUAGGGGAACUCUUCCCAAUGGAGAGUUGGUUGCGAUCAAACGAGCCCAGCAAGGAUCAUUGCAAGGUGCGCUGGAAUUCAAAACAGAGAUUGAACUUCUAUCUAGAGUCCAUCAUAAGAAUGUUGUUCGUCUGUUAGGAUUUUGUUUUGAGCAAGGUGAACAAAUGCUAAUAUAUGAAUAUGUUCCAAACGGCUCUUUGUAUGAAACUCUAUCAGGAAAGUCAGGAAUCAGACUAGAUUGGACCAGGCGACUCAAAAUAGCCCUUGGUGCAGCUAGAGGCUUGGCAUAUUUGCAUGAACUUGCCAAUCCUCCCAUCAUACAUAGGGACAUUAAAUCGACUAACAUAUUAUUGGAUCAACGCCUCAUUGCUAAAGUUGCUGAUUUUGGUCUUUCCAAGCCUAUAAGUGAUAGUGUAAAAGGUCAUGUUACCACUCAAGUCAAAGGGACAAUAGGUUACUUGGAUCCUGAAUAUUAUAUGACCCAGCAGCUAACUGAAAAGAGUGAUGUUUAUAGUUUUGGGGUGCUUCUGUUGGAGCUGGUAACUGGAAGAAGACCAAUAGAGCGAGGGAAGCAUAUUGUAAAAGAAGUGAGAAUGGCAUUGGAUAAGACAAAAGACUUAUAUAGUCUUCAGCAGAUUCUUGACCCAGCUGUUGUGGAUACAAGCCUGAAAGAUUUAGAAAAGUUUAUGAACCUAGCAAUGAGCUGUGUGGAAGAAUCAGGAGCUGACAGGCCUACAAUGGGUGAAGUGGUAAAAGAGAUUGAAAACAUCAUACAGAUUGUCGGGAUAAAUCCCAAUGCUGAGUCAGCCACAAGUUCGUCAAGUUAUGAGGAGGCAUCCAAGGGAAGUACCCUCCAUCCAUACAGCGAUCAGUCCUUUGCUUAUAGUGGUACAUUUUCAGUUUCAAAACGCCUCACUGCUAAAGUUGCUGAUUUUGGUCUUUCCAAGCCUAUAAGUGAUAGUGUAAAAGGUCAUGUUACCACUCAAGUCAAAGGGACAAUAGGUUACUUGGAUCCUGAAUAUUAUAUGACCCAGCAGCUAACUGAAAAGAGUGAUGUUUAUAGUUUUGGGGUGCUUCUGUUGGAGCUGGUAACUGGAAGAAGACCAAUAGAACGAGGGAAGCAUAUUGUAAGAGAAGUGAGAAUGGCAUUGGAUAAGACAAAAGACUUAUAUAGUCUUCAGCAGAUUCUUGACCCAGCUGUUGUGGAUACAAGCCUGAAAGAUUUAGAAAAGCUUGUGAACCUAGCAAUGAGCUGUGUGGAAGAAUCAGGAGCUGACAGGCCUACAAUGAGUGAAGUGGUAAAAGAGAUUGAAAACAUCAUACAGAUUGUCGGGAUAAAUCCCAAUGCUGAGUCAGCCACAAGUUCGUCAAGUUAUGAGGAGGCAUCCAAGGGAAGUACCCUCCAUCCAUACAGCGAUCAGUCCUUUGCUUAUAGUGGUACAUUUUCAGUUUCAAAAGUUUGAACAUAUAUUGAGUUUGGGUUUAGUUUAGUUUUUGGAGAAUUGAACAGCUUCUAUGUCUAGUAUUUAGUUUGACAGGACAUAUAUGUGUGUUUAUGUGUGUUUUGUAUUGUUUCUUUUUCGUUUGCUCCAAAUUUAAAUGGAUAG
This is a messenger RNA of Rubroshorea leprosula, 3366 nucleotides long. The record is from the annotation of a GenBank genome assembly. NCBI's taxonomy places the organism in Eukaryota, Viridiplantae, Streptophyta, Magnoliopsida, Malvales, Dipterocarpaceae.